UCAACGUCAGACAGUGAACGGUCAAAAUCAAAAAUCAAAAUAUUGUCAUUUGUAUCGGUGUUUUUCUUAUAAUUAUAACGUAUUGUAUAGAUAUUUUUAAUAAAUAUAAACAUAGAAUAAGAUAAAAAUCAAGGUCACUUCGUUCACAUUAUUCUUAGCUGUGAUAAAAAUUACAAAUGCGUUUGUAAAUAUCGCAAGAUUUUCAUCAUUGAUAUUAAUAUUUAGACAGGAUGUCUUUAAAAACAUUAUUAUUAAGAAAUUUAAUAAGAUACAGUAAGAUCACAAACUUCGCUCCUAUUAUUAUUCAGAGACAGUCAUAUAAUAAAAAUGAAAGGUAUAAUUGGAGCUCAAGCAGAAAUACGGCUGUUGCAUUAAUAGCUUCGGUAGUAAUAGGGUCUGCAGCUAAAGAUAAAGAAAAAGAGAAUAAAAAGGAAGAUGUUGAAGCAGGCGAGAAAAGACCUGAUUUGCCAACAUUUACAGCUGAGGAAGUCAGCAAACAUGACAGCAAAAAAAGUUUCUGGGUAAUAUACAAGCAUGGUGUGUAUGAUGUGACAUCUUUCCUAUCGUCACACCCAGGUGGAGAGCAAAUAUUGAAUGCUGCAGGGCUUAGCAUAGAACCAUUCUGGAAUGUAUAUGGCAUGCAUAAGACUAAGGAAAUAUAUGAACUUCUAGAAUCAUAUAGAAUAGGUAACCUUCACGAUGAUGAUGUAGUAGAUCACAGCGAUGAUGAGUUUUGGGCAAAGGAACCCUAUCGAGACAAAAGGCUCAUUAUAAAAACUGCGAAACCAUUCAACGCGGAAAUACCUCCUAAACUACAAAUAGAACAUUUCAAUACACCUAAUGAAUUGUUUUACGUCCGACAACACAUGCCUGUUCCAGAUAUUAACGAAAAUGAACACAAACUAACGGUGACUAUAGUUGGUAAAACCACAACAGUGAAUGAGUUUACAAUGAAAGAUUUGAGCAAGUUCAAACCGGUUACAGUGAACGCUGCGCUCAUGUGCGCGGGAAAUAGACGCAGCGAGAUGAAUAAGGUGAAGCCCGUGAAGGGUUUGAGUUGGACAACUGGCGCCAUCAGCAACGCAGAGUGGGGCGGCGUGCUGCUGCGAGACGUGUUGCUGCACUGCGGGCUGGACACCGAUAACAUCGACGACAAACACGUCAUACUGACGGGCGCGGACACGGACGCGUCGGGCACGCAGUUCUCGACGUCGAUGCCGCUGCGCGACGCGCUGGGCGGCGUGCUGCUCGCCACGGCCAUGAACGGCGCGCCGCUGCCGCCCGACCACGGCCGCCCGCUGCGCGCCGUCGCGCCGGGCGCGCCCGCCGUGCGCAGCGUCAAGUGGCUGCAAUCGAUCACAAUAUCGACCGAAGAGAGUUCCUCUCAUUGGCACCAGAAAGAUUAUCGGUCUUUCAACCCGUCGACGACGUGGGAGACGGCGGACUUCUCGACCGCCCCGCCCGUGUACAGCCUCCCCGUCACGUCAGCCAUCUGCGAUCCGGAGGACGGCGAAACCGUUACCGUCAAAGAUGGCCACAUAGAAGUUAAAGGGUACGCGUACUCGGGCGGCGGCGCGGGCGUGGUGCGCGUGGACGUGAGCGCGGACGGCGGCGCCAGCUGGCGCGCGGCGCGCCUGCGACACGCGCCCGCCCGGCCGGCGCCGCCCGCGCGCGACUACGCCUGGACGCUGUGGAGCGCGCGCCUGCCGCUGGCGGGCCGGCCCGGACAGGUUGAAAUAUGGGUGAAGGCGACCGACAGUAACUUCAAUACUCAGCCAGAGAAGUUCGACGACAUCUGGAACAUUCGUGGAAUUCUCAGCAACGCGUACCAUAAGAUCAAAGUCAAUAUAAAAUAUUAAUAUUUUUAGUUAUCUGAUCAAAUCGUUAUAUUUUAAUUUUAACAGCGAUUUUUAUUUUAUUUAUAUGAUUUUACAUAAAUUUUAUUAAUUAAAAAUGGAUUUAGCAAAUACAA
Nymphalis io (European peacock) is the source of this 1972-nucleotide messenger RNA. It is a transcript of the gene shop, whose product is annotated as sulfite oxidase, mitochondrial. Bases 231 to 1859 code for a protein of 542 amino acids. Lineage: Eukaryota; Metazoa; Arthropoda; Insecta; Lepidoptera; Nymphalidae. Gene Ontology annotation, molecular function: oxidoreductase activity; heme binding; molybdopterin cofactor binding. Gene Ontology annotation, cellular component: mitochondrion. The transcript has 11 exons. The record is from RefSeq and is a predicted model, not a curated record.